GUUAAGGCUAUGGUAGCAGUAGCUGAAAAAUUUGACGAUUUCCACAAAAUUAUUGGUCUUAGCGAAAAGUAUAAAAAUUUUAUUGUUCCAGCCCUUGGACUCCAUCCAGUUAAGCCAGGAUCUCACGACACUGAAUCAAGGAGUGUCACUUUAGAAGAUUACCAAAUGGCUGAAACUUUCUUACGUGAGCAUCAUAAUAUAUUGGUAGCGAUUGGUGAAGUUGGCCUUGAUUUUACACCCUACAACGUUAAAUCUUCAAAUGAUAAAGAAGUCCAAAGAAAUAUUUUUAGAAAACAAAUCCAAUUAGCUAGAGAAUUUGGAUUGCCCUUAAACGUUCAUUCUAGAUCAGCAGGUCGACCAACGAUCCAAACUUUGAUAAGUGAAGGUGCAACUGCAGUACUACUACAUGCUUUCGAUGGUAAAGUAUCGGUUGCCAGGCAAGGAGUUGAAGCUGGGUUCUAUUUUUCUGUUCCACCUUCAGUGAUUCGAUCAGAACAGAAACAACGUUUGGUUCGAUCGAUUCCGUUAAGUAACUUGUUAUUGGAAACUGAUGCACCAGCAUUAGGUCCUGAGAAGCAGAUUCGAAAUGAAGCGAAGAACAUAGAGAUCUCAUGCCAAGAGAUAGCGCGAAUAAAGAAUAUUUCCGUAGAUGAAGUUAAGGAGUCAACAACAGCAAAUGCAUUAAGGCUUUUUCCGCGAUUGACAAAUCUAUAUAAUAUAUGUGAUGACGUUACAUAUAAUUUUUAG
This is a messenger RNA of Trichoplax adhaerens, 747 nucleotides long. RefSeq lists its product as uncharacterized. Lineage: Eukaryota; Metazoa; Placozoa; Uniplacotomia; Trichoplacea; Trichoplacidae. The record is from RefSeq and is a predicted model, not a curated record. The transcript has 9 exons. Gene Ontology annotation, molecular function: hydrolase activity, acting on ester bonds. The annotation marks the transcript as partial.